AUGCAGCUACUCGGCUUCGAGAUCUCUCUGUCUACCGCGGUGGCCACGACUGUCGCGCUCUACGUGGGACGACAGCUCUUCGAGGAUAGGAAGCUGAGAGAUAUACCGGCCAUCGGAUACACAUUUCCCAUCCUCAACUGGAUAACCGCUGUGCAGCACAUUUUCAACGCGCGUGUGCUCAUCUCCGAAGGGUACAAGAGGUACCCAAACGGCGUCUUCCGUAUAGCAGUGCACGACGGUUGGCUUGUCAUAGCCUCGGGGCCGCAGCUAGUGGAAGAAGUACGCCGCGCGCCUGAAGACACGCUCAGUUUCGAACAAGCCAUGGUCCGGAGGAUCCAGCUUCGACAUACUCUCGGUGACGAUGUGCUGGCGAUACCGUAUCAUACUGAUGUCAUGCGCGCGGCGCUUACGCGCAACAUUGACCCACGAUUCAACGAUAUCCGUGACGAGAUCGUCUGCGCCUUUGAGGAAGAAGUGGGUGCGGAAAAGGAAUGGAAGGAGGUGCCUGCAAUCGAGACGGCAGAGCACAUCGUGAGCCGCGUGAACAAUCGCUUCUUCGUCAACCUACCUCUCUGCAGGGAUCGCGACUGGAUGAGGUUGAAUGUCAACUAUGCUGUGAAUGCCGCGAUGGUCGCGGUGCUUCUAAAUUUUCUCCCCGUCAUACUACGCCCACUCGUCAGUCGGGCAUUUCUCUCGUUUCACACUGAGCGACGCCGCGCGAAUGAGCUCGUAGGUCCUCUCAUCGCCCGACGCAUACAAGACUUCGCCGAAGACGGCGAAAAGACAGAAGACUUGCCUAACGAUCUUAUAACCUGGCUCUUGGAUGGCUGCCCGCCCGAACUGCGCGAAGUCCCUUUCUUAACUAAUCGAAUUCUCAUAGUGAAUUUUGCUGCCAUUCACUCAUCGAGAGUCACAUUCCUCCGUGUCCUCUACAAGCUCGCCGCGAACCCUGAGUGGGUCUCCUUGAUGCGAGAGGAGGUCGAGCGGGUCCUCGUGGAGGAAGGCUGGUCGAAAUCAGCUUUAGCCCAGAUGCGUCGCUUGGAUAGUUUGAUCCGCGAGACACAGCGCAUGGAAACGCCCGACCUGACCUCAAUGAACCGCUGGGUGUGCAAACCCUUCACCUUCUCCAACGGAGUUCGGAUUCCGGCCGGUUGCCUUCUCGCAUGCCCUGCAGAUGCCAUGCACACAGACGUGCUAUACCACGGAGAAGAUGCUGCCGAAUUUAAUCCAUGGAGGUAUUCCGACCCCACGAAUGAUUCAACGUACCAGAUGGUUGCGACCAGCCCAACCUACCUCGCCUUCGGGCAUGGGAGAAACGCGUGUCCAGGUAGGCACCUCGCGGCGAAUGAAAUCAAGGGAAUGCUUGCGCAUCUUGUACUGGAAUACGAUGUACGCUUCAAGAACGGCGAAGGGCCCCUAUCGGAUUGGGAGAUUGGGAAUAAUAUACUGCCACGUGACGCGAUACUGGAGUUCAGGAGGCGGGCUGCGGCGUAG
Molecule: messenger RNA, 1494 nt
Organism: Peniophora sp. CBMAI 1063
Lineage: Eukaryota; Fungi; Basidiomycota; Agaricomycetes; Russulales; Peniophoraceae
Source: the annotation of a GenBank genome assembly